Messenger RNA from Cuscuta campestris, 3740 nucleotides. Lineage: Eukaryota; Viridiplantae; Streptophyta; Magnoliopsida; Solanales; Convolvulaceae. The record is from the annotation of a GenBank genome assembly.
GGGUUAUAUUCGAGAUUUGACAACACAAUAUUCUCUCUCUAAAUCUGCAUCAGAUCAAGAAACAAAAUCAACCCACGUUCACCCCAAUCUGCGGUCUCCUUUUUCGCCUUUCUGCUAUGGUAAUUUCAACCUACAAACUAGGGCUUUCUCUUUGAAUUUCAGAGAGACCUCUUAUGAGUUCUCGAUCCUCCGUCAAUCUGUCUUAUUUGAAGAAUCAAGGUAAAUGAUAAUGUAUUCUAUUAUUAUGCAUUCUCCGAAGCAAGGUAAAAGAUAAUGUAUUCUAUUAUUAUGCAUUCUCCGAAGCAAGUUAAGAACGCCCCAAAUUAUUUUAGCCGAUUUUAAAUUCUUCUACCAUCAAAUAUGUGUUUAGCCUUCAUUUGAUUUCAUAAUCUGUGCAUAAUCUUCUGAAAGUCCAAACAUUAAUUCAAGAUUUGCCUCACAAAGUCAUUCUUCUCUCUUGAUCUGAUUCGGGUCUUGUAUUCUUUGAUCUCAAAAGUGUCCCAAAAUCCGUUUCUCAAUUUUUUUUGGCUGCAGAAGGCGUAAUUAAGCUCUUUCUCAAUUUUCAAUCAACCUGGGACUGACGACAACAAAUAUUGGACGAGAGUUGAUUUUUGACACAACAGCCCUCUCCAAUUUUAUUGAGGUGAAAUCUUUUUUUUAUUUUGCUUAAACGAUUUACAUCAAUUUAUUUGUGUUAAUUUUUGCUUUAUUUGAUUUUGAUUCUUGAUUCAACUCUGUUACUGUUCCAAAAAUUUUUAUUUUGCUACUGCAUUGACAUUUUGGUGAAUAUACGGAGCAUCGGGUAGUUCUUCACCCUUUUUAUUACUCUGUAUGUUGUUUCAUUGUUUUCUGGUGGGAUCUACUUUAUUCAUGCGAUGCCAUUUUAAUAGUCCUAUAAUGCACUUCUUAUCAUUUUAGUAGUCUAAUUUUCCACCUUGAUAUUGAUCGUUGGUAUGUGUUACGAAUAUGGAUUGGUUUUUAUUUAGUGUUUCAUUGACGCACAUUUCUUAAAUGUUCUUGCUUAGUAGCGGUGUGUGUUUAGAAUUGAUGAUUUCAUUUUUUGAUGUAUUUUAUAUGGAGUAGUUAGUUUUAUUGCUGACUUUUUUCUAAUUCACUUCUUCAAUUUAAGCACACCAAAUGAGUUUUGUGUUUUAACCUUUUGCCCAUAGCCAUCUGAAAAGGUGAUUUUAUUUCUACCCCUUGUAUUAAACUUGAUGAUAAAUCUGUAUAGUGUGUUUUUAAAUUUAAAUUUUCUUUCUUAUAGGCAUAGCAUCGUGUAUUAUGCAAAAUGCACUAUCCACAUUUUUUGAUGCAUUUACAUUGAGCACCGAUCUGCACCCGCACACAUGAUUUUCAUUUUUUUCUCGCAAGAAAAUUGUGAUUUUUACACCAUUUAUAGUUACUCUUAAUCUAUACUCAAAUUUUUUACCUAGAUUUUAGUUGGCGUAUGUAUUAUUUAUAUGGAUCGAUUUUCAUUUACUGGUUCAUGGAUGCACAUUCCCCACAUAUUCUCUAGGUUUCAAUUCUAGAUCUUCGGUUACUCAGGUGGGCGUUUGAAGUUAAUGAUUUCAUGUUUUAUGAUAUAUUAAUAUUUAUUUUAAUAGCUGGUUUUAUCAUUUUGUUAUUUUAUCUAAAUGCAUGGUAAUGGAUUUUGGGUUUAAUCUUUUACUCGAAACAACCCAAUAAGAAAACAAUUUAAUCUCUACCUCUUUUGUAUUAACCUUGAUGUUUCAUAUGCAUGGUGUGGUUUCAGGUUCUUUUUUUUGGCAUAACAUUUUCUAUUACAGGCAUAAUAUGACUCUUACACAAUUCACCGGAGUUGGCAGACUUGAAAAGUGCAUAACUUUUAUGUUAGCGUUGAAUUAUAAAGGCGAUGUUGAGUCAUACGUAUGGUGAAUUUGCAAAUUCCAAGAUGCUACAAAUUGUUUUCUUAUAUGCACUAUAUCUAGCCAAGAUCCAAGCAUAUGCAAGUGACACAUUUUGUCAAGAGUAAUUGAGAAGGUGUAUCCCAUGGUCAACAAAAGUUCAGCGUUCAUACCUAGACCUUGAUGUAUGAAAUUAUUAUCAAAAGUUUGAUAACUUUGAAGAACAAUGGUUGGGCUUAAUAACGGAAUAUGAAUUUGAUCUGUGUGCUUGGUUCUGUGGCUUAUUAUUUUCAUAUUGUGUUUACUGUGUUGGAGGAAAUUAUAUUAAUUAGAGUAUAUUUUCAAUGAUCAUACGGAUAUGCUAGCUGGUUUUCCAUAUUUCCCUGGCUUAUACCCACCACACGCCCAGAAGAUCCACGACAGAAUCAAAAGUUCAAUCUUGAAGAAAAAGAAAGAAAGAAAGAAAUGGAUUCUAAUUCGCCUGAGCUCCGAUUGGAUUCCAACCACCCUCUCGUUCUCCGGACGGUGACUGAGUUUCUGGGUGAAAUUUCAAUGAUCGGCGACGUUUCGGAGAGGCUGGCGAGGAUCGAGCAUCGCCUGAGGAUGCUCGAAGACGAGAUGCGGAAGAUCGACGGCUUCAAGCGCGAACUCCCUCUGUGCAUGUUUCUCCUCGCCGAUGCGAUUACAGUGUUGAAGGAGGAGUCGAAGAGGUGUAGGAAGUCACUGGGUGAACCAGUCUUGGAAGAAUUUCUUCCAGUGAAGAAGACUCCAGUUGAUGAUGAUGGUGAUGAUAUUAACAAGGUUGAGAAUGUCAAGGAGAAAGACUGUAAAGAAAAGGUAAAAUGGACGAGCUCUUUUAAGCUCUGGGAUGGUGGCGAUAAGGGUUGCAGCAUUUCAGACUCUGGCAUCGCCAAACACGGCCUAACAACAGAUCUCAGAACAAUGGGGAACUAUAGGUUUCCCAUGGAAGAAUCACCAUCCCUUUCUCUUAGUACACCGGGAAUCAAGAACGAAGAAGAAGACGCCGCAGUAAUGGAUCGUUUCAGUUCAAAAAUAAAGAAACUAGUACCUUACAGCGGUGGUGCUUCAAGUGGCAGUACCCAGCUGCUGCUUCAGUCAUCUAGUAGGAAGCAAAGAAGGUGCUGGUCGCCGGAGCUGCAUAGGACAUUUGUCGAUGCCUUGCAACAGCUUGGUGGUCCGCAAGUUGCCACUCCUAAGCAGAUUAGAGACCUGAUGCAAGUGGAAGGUCUGACCAAUGAUGAAGUAAAGAGUCAUUUGCAAAAAUAUAGACUCCAUGUUCAAAGACUACCAGCCGGACAUUCAUCAUCCCCGGGGAAUAAAUCCAUUGUCAUUUUGGGCCAUACUACAACUACUACUAAUCCCACUAGUACUGAUAAUAAUGAUAAUAAUAAUAAUAAUACGUGUAUGGCCAUUGACCAGAAGUGUGAAUCUUCAAAGCAGAGCAGUUCACAGUCUGGUUCUCCUCAGGGGAUCCUUCAGUUAGCGGCGAGCUCUCAAAGAACAUUUACCAGCGGAAGCGAGAGCAUUGAAGAUGACAACAAAUCAGAGUGAGAGAUAGCCAUAGAGAAAUAUAUUUCAUCUUUGAACUGAUUAAGGCAUAUAGAUGAAUAUGUAUAGAGAUACGUCCGCCAUGAAUUUUGCAGAUGACGAUCAUGUGUCCAUUGAGGGGGAGGAUUGCUCACAAUAUAUACAUAUGAAUUACUCCUAAAAAUGUUAUUAAUUAUACAUAUUAAUGAGGAUGAUGAGAGGGUGCUUAGAAAUAUUGGAAGCUUAGAUUUGGGUGUGAGUGUGUUGUUUUGUUGUUUUUGAUUGAUUUAAGGUGUACUUGAAAGUUGUAAUAUGAGUUAGUACAUA